UGUGUUAUCGGUUCCGUUUUCGAUUAUUUGGCAGGUGCUAAAAGAGAAGAGAAAAAACAUUAACGCAUUGAACACGGAAUGACAAACAACUCAAACGGUCGAUUAAGCGAAUACUUCGCCAACGAUCCGCCCAGUUUUUUUGAUGAGCUGACAAAUAACAAAUCAAGAGCCAAGGAAACGCAGCCAGCGAACGCAGCUGAACCAAACAGCAGCAAUAUGUUGGCCAGCACAUUUACGGGCAGCUUUCAACCGCCCGAGUACAUAGAAGCUGCUGAAGCGGAUGAGCCUAUAACAGUAACUGACGAGGUGCGAAACCUCUGGCAGCUACCCACGCCAACUGAGCCGGGCAAGCAGCCAGCACAUCUGAUUACUCCAGGCUUACACAUAGCAAAUGAUUUGCCUGACCCCAUAAGCAUUGCUGUGACUCAACACUUGGGCCAAGCUGAAUUGCAGCAGCGCAAAAUCCUUGGAGUGGAGGAUGUCACGCAAGAUGAGCGUGGCAUACGGACGCUUAUAAACGCCGGCUGCUUUCGCGCUGCUGUCAAUCUGACGGGCCGACUAUUGACCAUAUACGGUCAGGGCUAUGGACGUGCCGGUCAGCCAGCCAAGCAUUCGCCACAUUCACUGCAAUUGUGGUUUACACGCCUCGCAUUGCUGGCCAAGCUGGGCGAAUAUGAGCUACUGCAGGCAGAAGCUGAACCCUUUGCCCAGCUGAACGGGCCGGAUGUAUUUUACGAGUAUUACACGGAGAUGUAUAAAGGAAAGCACGGCUCCAUCGCGUGUUUCUCAUUUCGGCUCCUGUUGGCCGAACUGCCCAUCUAUCUAGGCAAGCCGCAUCUGGCGCUGGAUCGCUUGUCCGAAUUGCAUGUGAUCAGCCAUGAAAUCAAGGAGCAUUUCGAUAGAUUAAAGAAUGCAAAGGCAGCUGAAUUUUGGCAGCGGCGUGCCGAGCGCGUCUUGCAGUCAAUUAUCAACUGUGCUCUAAUGAUGAAAAAAUUCAGCAUGAUUGAUGACAUUAUGGGCGGAAUGCUGCUAACACGCUCUACACUUAGCAAAGAGGAACAGCGCUCCCUUUAUUCGGCUUGGGGCCGCAUUUAUCUACAAAUUGGUGAUAUAUUUGGGGCAGAGCAAAAAUUUGCCGUCUCCCGGCGACUGCGUGAGAUUAAUUCACCGCCUGAUUUGCGUGAUCUGGUGGACAAGGGCCUUAUAGCCGUGGCCAAAAAUGAUUUUCCGGAAGCCUAUCUAAUUUUUCAAAAGGCGCUGCAUUUGGACUCGGGCAAUACAAUGAUACUGAACAAUAUGGGCGUAUGUUUGCUGUAUGCCGGCAAAUUAAAAGAUGCAAUCAACUUGUACGAGCGAGCAAUCAAUCUGAAUCCGCAAAAAUCAUUGAACGAAAGUUUGCUAGUGAAUUUAUCCACAUUGUAUGAAUUGGAAUCUAAUAAUUCCAAUGCGAAAAAGUUAAAUUUGUUACGUUUGAUAAACAGAUUUAAGCCGGAUCUCAAUAUAAGUGUAGAAAUUUGCCUUAAAUUACAGGCAACAAAUUAGAUACAAAUAUAUGUAAAAAUUGUUGAUAAACAUUCCAAAACUCCAUCCAGAUUGAAUAAAAUUCAACCUAAAAUAACUAGUAUUUCGAA
Messenger RNA from Drosophila virilis, 1631 nucleotides. RefSeq names its product trafficking protein particle complex subunit 12. Lineage: Eukaryota; Metazoa; Arthropoda; Insecta; Diptera; Drosophilidae. Gene Ontology annotation, cellular component: TRAPP complex; Golgi apparatus. The record is from RefSeq and is a predicted model, not a curated record. Gene Ontology annotation, molecular function: protein binding.